Messenger RNA from Saimiri boliviensis boliviensis (Bolivian squirrel monkey), 1563 nucleotides. RefSeq names its product GRB2 related adaptor protein 2 (gene GRAP2). Lineage: Eukaryota; Metazoa; Chordata; Mammalia; Primates; Cebidae. Gene Ontology annotation, molecular function: protein binding. The record is from RefSeq and is a predicted model, not a curated record.
GAUGAUGAAAGGAGAAGGGAAAGGCUGCAGCUGGCCUUCAUUUCCUGCUCCUGCUAUCUGGGGAUUCAGAGAAUGAUCCCAGGACCCAGAUCCUGAAGAUUCCAACAGCUCUUCCUGCAAACACAAGCCCUUGUGCGCCUGAGCCUUGCUCUCCAGCCUGGAGACAUCCAUCUGCCCACUCUGCUGGGAACUGCUGAGUGCCAGGAAGCACCAUCGGCUCUGCUGUCCUCCUGUUGGCAAAGAGGCACAAUGACCGCAUUAUUUCUCUUCCAGCUUCACGUUACAGCAUGGAAGCCGUCGCCAAGUUUGAUUUCACUGCCUCAGGUGAGGAUGAGCUGAGCUUUCACACUGGAGAUGUUUUGAAGAUUUUAAGUAACCAAGAGGAGUGGUUUAAGGCGGAGCUUGGGAGCCAGGAAGGAUACGUGCCCAAGAAUUUCAUAGACAUCCAGUUUCCUGAAUGGUUUCAUGAAGGCCUCUCUCGACACCAGGCAGAGAACUUACUCAUGGGCAAGGAGGUUGGUUUCUUCAUCAUCCGGGCCAGCCAGAGCUCCCCAGGGGACUUCUCCAUCUCCGUCAGGCAUGAGGAUGACGUUCAACAUUUCAAGGUCAUGCGAGACAACAAGGGCAAUUACUUCCUAUGGACUGAGAAGUUCCCCUCCCUAAAUAAGCUGGUGGACUACUACAGGACAACCUCUAUCUCCAAACAGAAGCAGAUCUUCCUCAGAGACAGAGUCCGAGAAGACCAGGGUCGCCGUGGCAACAGCCUGGACCGGAGGUCCCAGGGAGGCCCACACCUCAGUGGGGCUGUGGGAGAAGAAAUCCGGCCUUCGAUGAACCGGAAGGUGUCGGAUCACCCCCCAACCGUUCCCCUGCAGCAGCACCAACCACAGCCUCCACAGUACACCCCAGCGCCCCAGCCACCACAGCAGCGGUAUCUGCAGCACCACCAUUUCCACCAGGAACGCCGAGGAGGCAGCCUUGACAUAAAUGACGGGCACUGUGGUGCUGGCCUGGGCAGUGAAAUGAAUACGGCCCUCAUGCAUCGGAGACACACAGACCCAGUGCAGCUCCAGGCAGCAGGGCGAGUGCGGUGGGCCCGGGCGCUGUACGACUUUGAGGCCCUGGAGGCUGACGAGCUGGGAUUCCAGAGCGGGGAGGUGCUCGAGGUCCUGGACAGCUCCAACCCAUCCUGGUGGACUGGCCGCCUGCGCGACAAACUGGGCCUCUUCCCUGCCAACUACGUGGCACCCAUGACCCGAUGAACUCUUCGGGGGACAGACAGAAGCUUUUUGUCUGAAGCUGCCCACAAGAGAGAGGGCAAGUAAAAAAGCCUGGACUCCAUGACUCUAUAUACAUAUCUCUCUCUCCGUCUCUCGGUGUACACACACAACUUUUUAUACUAGUAAUUUAUUGGCAGUUGGGCUGGUAAUUAGUUUAUGCAAAAGGGAACUCAGGUGGAGAAUAAUAUUCACACUUGCUUUUCUGCUCGCCUCAGGGGUAUGUGGAAGGCAGUGGGGGAGUUGGGGGGUGGGGCAGGGAAACGAAAUGGAGCUUUGUCCUGGC